Molecule: messenger RNA, 2719 nt
Organism: Physcomitrium patens
Lineage: Eukaryota; Viridiplantae; Streptophyta; Bryopsida; Funariales; Funariaceae
Product: flavonoid 3'-monooxygenase CYP75B137
Molecular function (GO): heme binding; monooxygenase activity; iron ion binding
Source: RefSeq, a predicted model, not a curated record
UGGCCCAAAAAUAGAAUUUAUAUAAGUGUUCUAGCUAAAUCUUUUCUUUGAUCCAUUUCCUACAUAUAGGGCAACUUAAGUCCAACUAGUGGUGGGUUACAAAAUUGAAAAAUCUAACUUUUACAGAAUUGAGAAGUGACACCUAAUUAUACUAUUAUUCCACCCCAACCAAUCAACAACUACCACCUAUAUCAAAACACACCCACUCCAUCCUACAACAUUUUUUUGUGACCAAAAACGUUGUAAACCAGCUGGAUCUAUUUCCGACCAAAAUAUGUCAGACCUGAUGGACAAUGGGUCGUCAGACUUACGGAAAUGGGGGUGGUCGACAAUCAUACUCCGAAAGUACUAUUACGAAUCAAUCUUCUCGACAGGAUGCUGAACACACCCCAGAAUCGAAGUUUUGAGCAUCUGACAAGGUGGUCGUUUUGUAUUGAAUCAAAGCGCAGUUCUCAGUUCAUUCAUCAAGCGCUGUUUUCAUUUCAUGGUGGCCACCAGAACUGAAUUGGUGCUACGGAGUUACGACAAUGACGAUGGGUACACACUAGCGCUGCUGUGUACGCUUGUGUGUACGAUGAGUACACUCUAAGCGUCAUUCUCCAGAGAUUUGCCUUGCUAGAAUUUGGCUGAAGUCGAGAGGAACCAGAACCAAGACAACGAACCUAGGUUGUUGGGGAAGGUAUUCCGUUACGAUGGAUUUUGCGAAGAGCACGGUUGCGAGAAUUUCAUUCGAGGGGCUCAAACCUGAAGAUGGACUUUCCAACCAGAGAGUCGAAAUCAUUGUGUUUCUAGCGGCAAUGUUCAUCUUGCCCUUUGUGUUGCUGAAGCUAAUGCGGCGGCCAAAGUUGAAGCUACCGCCAUCGCCACCGGCCUAUCCUAUCAUUGGGCACUUGCACUUGCUUGGCAAGCUGCCACAUCAUAGCAUUGCAAACAUAGCGAAGACGUAUGGGGAGAUUUACUCCCUCCGCUUAGGGUCGGUGCCUGCCAUUGUGGUCACCACGCCGGAGAUGGCCAAGGAGUUCUUGCUGACUCAUGACAAAAUCUGGGCGUCACGCACUGUCCGUGAUGUGUCGGGCUACUACCUUUCCUACAACCACACAGGUAUUGCGUUUGCUCCAUUUACUCCCGUAUGGCGCAAUCUCCGAAAAAUUUGUACGUCGGAGCUAUUUACGCAAAAAAGAAUGGAAGCCUCGCAGGGCGUGCGCGACGUGGAAAUGCAGUGCAUGAUCAGGAGCAUCCUGAAUGACGCGAACCAAAGACGGCUCAUAGACCUGAAGCUGGAGGUCAAUGCUCUAACGGCAAACGUGGUAACACGAAUGGUGCUCAACAAGCGGUUCAUGAGGUGCGUAGACUCCACAGCCGAGGAGGAAUCUAGAGCGCAACAGUUCAAGGAAAUCAUGAAGGAUCACUUCACCCUCCAAGGCAUAUUCAUGAUCGGAGACUACAUCCCAUGGUUACGUCCCUUGGACCUCGGCGGCAAGGAGAAGCGCAUGAAAGCACUUCGAAAGCGCCUGGACGCCUUCUUAAACGAGAUCCUCGACGACCACGAAGUCAAGCGAGCAAAGGGACCAAUCGCGGAGGAGGACCAAGAUAUGAUUGACGUCCUCUUGAAUGAAAUGCACCAGCAAGACCCCAACGAACCACACAAAAUGGACUUAAACAACAUCAAGAGCACCAUCCUAAAUAUGUUCGCCGGAGGAACAGACACUGCAACGAUCACUAUCGAAUGGGCCAUGUCUGAGCUGCUCCGAAAUCCACCCAUCAUGGCCAAGCUCAAAGCAGAGCUCGACGCCCUGAUCGGCCAAGAUCGGCGAGUGCGCGAGACAGAUGUGCCCAACCUCCCAUACCUGCAAGCCAUCACCAAGGAGACCUUCCGUCUGCACCCAGCGGGACCUCUCCUCGUCCCCCACGAAUCCACCCACGACUGCGAGGUGGCGGGGUAUCGAAUUCCCGCUGGCACUCGCUUGUUUGUCAACAUCUACGCGAUUGGGCGUAGCAGCAAGGCGUGGGAUCGCCCGCUCGAAUUUGACCCAGAGAGGUUCAUGACGGGGCCGGACGCGAGCGUCGACACCAAGGGCAAGCACUACCGUCUGCUGCCGUUCGGAACGGGGCGUCGAGGGUGCCCGGGCAUGUCGCUCGGCCUUCUCCUUGUGCAGUUCACGCUGGCCGCGCUUGUGCACGCAUUGGAUUGGAGUCUGCCCCCUGGCAUGGAUCCCGAGGACGUGGACAUGACGGAGGCCUGUGGCUUGAAGGUGCCCCGGGAGCACGCUCUGUCUCUGAAUGCAAAGCCUCGUGCUGCAGCUCAAUUCUACUGAGUGACGACCCACCUCACCCAGAACGGCUUUUUCUGAAUCCUCGGUGCGUUUUUCACACAUUAGAAAGGGAAGUGUGUGUUUCUGCACCCCUUCUAUUCCAGCUAGAGUUCUUCAUCUGUGGGGUGUGGACAGAUUAGGUGUGUAACCAGGUGCUGUGUCGCUGCUUGAAGAGAAUGAAACACCGCCGUAGGUGUUCACCGUAUUCCAUCCCAGCAAAUGGAAUGCCGGACUCUUCUUUUCAUGUUUUUGGUUUUGGUUAAUUUCAGUUUGAGAGAGAGGCUUGUUGGGAAAUGUAAUUUGAUGUCUUGGGGUUAUGUUAGCAGGUUUUAAGGUUAGUGUGGUCAUUCCAAGCUCUAUACAUUGUUCAAAGUUUGGUAUAAAUCUAACGGUAAUCUUGUAGAAAA